AUGGCUUCCAUGUCGCCGCUGAACACCGCUGCCGGUGGCUCGGGGGCGUCCUCGAAUGGAGGCAGUGUCUCACCCCAGCAGACGGCGACCCCCAAGAACGUCGCAUUCGAGCUGUUGUUCCCGGAAUCUCCCCAAUAUCGUGCGCGCCUGCCCAUGCGAGUACAAAUAUACCCUCACGAUACUACAGACUCGAUUGUGACGACCGUCAAGAAUUUCUACGGUUUGUACUCGGGUCCGACCGGGUCAAAGGGAGUCAGUUUUGAGGAUGAACACCGCAACACCCUCAUUGCUCGAUAUGAAAACUUCCGCAAUAAUAUGGUCGUUUACGUUAGGGUCAUUGAAGAGCCUCCGGUCAACCCGGCCGCCUAUGCUCAUCAUUACCACAACGCCUCGGUCGGCGCCCACCCCUACUAUGGUGACAGCGCUUAUCCCGCUCCCCAAACCCAGCGCUUUGCGCAAGAUAUCUCCAGACCCAGCUCGCGGUCAUCGCGGAGACGGAGUCCUUCUCCCAAUGUUGCUCGCGGCCGAAGAAGUGCUUCUGCCAGCACAAAUGGGAAGAAGGGUCGCUCUCGUUCCUCCAAGAACCGGGGGUCCGCCGCCAGGAGUCAUGUUGAACUCCACAGCGACAGCAUAAACGGAUAUAGCAGCAGUGAUGAGCCUACUUCGACGUCUGGCAAGAACAAAGACCAGCUGCCCACGACCGACAUCAGCGUCGAGAACAUUGUCGAGGGUGGACGUCGAAAGAGGGCCAAGUUCGAAAGCUCGGAACUGCCCCUGUUUGCACCACCUCAGAUGCCGGCGGCGACAUCGAACCCGUCCGUCUCUCCUGCUCGUCGUGUUGAGCCUCACCGUCAGGCGAUGCCUUUUGUGCAGCCUCACCAGAACCCCUUCACGAACGCCCGCCCCAUGCAGUCACCCCAGGGUUACAGCAAUGGCCACUCACACUCCAACAUGUACUCGACACCAGGCCCUGACAGCCGUCGCAACCGCAAUAGCAUCGGCUAUGCCAGCAAUGGCAGCGGAAUGGGUGUCCUCCCUACCCCUGACCCGACCGUCGGCAGCUGCAUGUCUGAAGAAGACAAAGACGUCGCCAUCCAGCUGAUGCGCCUUGGCGAGAUCUCCAAUAUCUCCCAGGGCCGCACUUCUGCCUCGACCCUCGAUGAUACAUUCAGCGGAAGAGCUGAAAUUGCUUCCUCGACUGGUGCUACCAGCGAUGGAGAGAGCGAUAGCGAGGCUGAGCUGCCUCCUGCCCGCCGCCAAAAGCUUGAUGCUGCUGGCGCUAUCGGCAAGGUCUAUCAGACUACCGAGGCGCACUUCAUGCCUCCUCCUGAGAGCGCUGAAGUCAGCGGUGAUGAUGCCGACUAUGAGGAUGGCGCAGAUGAUUCUCUGCUCUCCAAUAGCAGCAAGACCAAGCCCGUAAAGACUACUAAGGCUCCUGCCAAGCACAAGAGCUCUGCCUCCAUCUCCAAGGCAUCGUCGACCAAGGGAUCCAAGGGCGGUCGCGCUUCCAACGGCUCCAAGACCAAGAAGCUGCCGGCUGUCCCUGCCGGCCCAAUGUCCCCGGCAUCUAUGCCUCCGUCACGAAAGCAGUCGGUCGUGUCAACUGGACAAGCCCCGCCUGUUCCCGGCGAGGAGGAGCAGCCUGAUCUCUCCACCAAGCCGCGCUGCCAGCGCUGCAGGAAGAGCAAGAAGGGCUGUGACCGACAGAGACCCUGCGGACGUUGCCGCGACGCAGGCCUUUCUGCGGAUCAGUGCAUCAGCGAGGACGAAGGCAACGGCCGGAAGGGUCGAUACGGUCGCCACAUGGGAGUACCCAUCAAGAAGGAAGAAGUUCCCGCCGUUGUCCAGCCCGCUCUAUUACCUGCUGCUCCUAUCGCCGCCGCAACAAUGACAGCGGACAAGUCGAAGAAGCGCAAGCGGUAG
Fusarium falciforme is the source of this 1923-nucleotide messenger RNA. RefSeq names its product Zn(2)-C6 fungal-type domain-containing protein. Gene Ontology annotation, biological process: regulation of DNA-templated transcription. The transcript is spliced from 2 exons. Bases 1 to 1923 code for a protein of 640 amino acids. Gene Ontology annotation, molecular function: DNA-binding transcription factor activity, RNA polymerase II-specific; zinc ion binding. The record is from RefSeq and is a predicted model, not a curated record. NCBI's taxonomy places the organism in Eukaryota, Fungi, Ascomycota, Sordariomycetes, Hypocreales, Nectriaceae.